Molecule: messenger RNA, 3141 nt
Organism: Nakaseomyces glabratus
Lineage: Eukaryota; Fungi; Ascomycota; Saccharomycetes; Saccharomycetales; Saccharomycetaceae
Gene: NMD5
Product: Nmd5p
Biological process (GO): protein import into nucleus
Cellular component (GO): cytosol; nuclear envelope
Molecular function (GO): small GTPase binding
Source: RefSeq, a predicted model, not a curated record
AUGGAUCCCAAUACUUUAUUGCAGUGUUUUGCAGGUACUUUAAAUCAGGAUGCUGGAAUUAGACAUGCUGCAGAAGAGCAAUUGAAAGAAGCGAGCAAAGUUCAAGGGUUUUUAGGAGCUUCUUUGGAGAUUAUAGCCUCUAGCGAAGUUCCAGACAACAUUAAGUUAUCCGCCUCAUUAUACUUCAAGAAUAAGAUUACUUAUGGUUGGAGUUCUAAUAAUUACUCCGGUAAGAAUGAACUUCUAAUGUUUGAGGUUGAUAACGAUGAGAAACCAGUCAUCAUGGAUAUGCUGAUUCAAACAUUGAUUGCUUGUGCAAAACAGUCCAGCAACUGUGUAAGGAUAUUGAAGCCUGCUCUUACAGUUAUAAUAUCAGCAGAAUACCCUGCUAAGAAAUGGGAGUCGUUACUUCCAAAAUCUCUGGAACUAUUGUCAUCAGAUGAUAUUAACGUUACUCAUAUAGGCCUCAUCUGUCUUUCUGAACUCUUCAGAACUUAUAGAUGGAAAGAAAAUGACUCUAGGCAAGAUCUAGAAAUGUUGAUUUUACAAUACUUCCCAGAAUUGUUGAAAUAUGGUAAGGAUGUUUUAUUUAAUGAAGGCAAAAACAUGGAAAAUCCAAAAAUAGGUGAAAUGCUGAAACUUAUCCUAAAGACUUACAAGUUUGUUAUUUAUCAUGAUCUGCCGUUCGUUUUGCAACGUCCGGAAUCUUUUAUCCCUUGGGCUGAGUUUCUGGUUCAAAUUGUACAACAGCCUCUUCCUGAAUCCAUAAAAAAUAUGGAUCCUGACUUAAGAAGGACUAAUUCUUGGGUCAAAUGUAAGAAAUGGGCUUAUGCUAAUCUUUACAGGUUGUUUCAAAGAUAUGCAUCGACAUCCCUGACAAAGAAAUUCGAAUAUAAUGACUUCAAGAAAAUUUAUCAGGAAGACUUCUUACCUCAUUUCCUGCAAUUAUUAUUUCAACAAAUUGAGCAAUGGAAUAACAGGCAAACUUGGUUAAGUGAUGAAGCCCUGUACUAUAUUUUGAACUUUAUUGAACAAUGUGUAAUACAGAAGUCUACAUGGGAUCUGGUCGGUGGCUACUAUGAAAAUAUUUUGCAGCAUAUUAUCUAUCCAUUACUACGUCCCAAUGAGGAGACCCUUGAAAUAUUUGAAACUGAUCCUCAAGAAUAUAUACACCGGAAUAUGGAACUAUGGGAUGAAAACUAUACCCCAGAUUUAGCGGCAUUGUCAUUACUAACAUCCGCUGUGCACAAGAGAGGAAAAUCCACUAGAGGCAUUACUUUAGAGUUUGUUACUGGUAAUUUAAAUAGAAAUGUGGGAGAUUUUAAUAAUAUCACUCUUGAAAAUGCUGUCGAGGUUGAAUCGAGUUUGAGAAUUAUUUCUUCGAUAAUUGAUAUUUUGACCAGCAAAAACUCACCUUAUGCAGGUCAACUGGAACCUUUUUUAAAAAAUAUGGUUUUGCCUUUUUUUAAAUCUCCAUAUGGGUUUUUGAGAAGCAGAGUUUGUGAAAUUUGUUCAAAACUAGGUUAUAUUGAUCUACAGGACCCUGAACUUAACGCAAUUAUUUUUGAAGGUGUUAUGACUUGUUUCAAUGAGGAAAGAGACUGUGUCCCUGUUAAUUUAAUGGCAGCAUUAGCUCUACAGGCAUUCAUUCAAAAUCCUUUCUUCCAGGAACAUUUGUCGCAGUCCGUCGUUCCUACUAUGCAGAAACUACUGAUGCUUUCAAAUGAAUUCGAAAUGGACACCUUAUCCGGUGUCAUGCAAGAAUUUGUGGAGCAGUUCGCUGAACAAUUACAACCAUUUGGUGUUGAAUUGAUGAAAUCUCUCGUACAACAGUUUUUGAAACUUGCUAUUGAUCUCCACGAGGUUUCAAAUAUUGAUCCGAAUAGCUUUCUCAAGGCUGAUGAUGUGCCAGAUGAAACUGACAAACAAAUGGCUGCAAUUGGUGUGUUAUCAACAACUAUAUCUAUUUUAUUGUCUUUUGAGAAUUCGGUUGAUAUUGUUAAGAACUUGGAACAAUCUUUCUAUCCAGCAGCUGAAUUUAUUUUGAAUAAUGACAUGGAGGACUUCUACCAUGAAAUAUGUGAGUUUUUUGAGAAUUCGACAUUUUUGAUGAGAACUAUAAGUCCAAUAGCAUGGAAGGUACUGGAAUUGAUUGGCGAAUGUAACAGGCGUGAGGAGAGCACUGUGUCAGUCUAUCUAGAAGAUUUCAUGUUGGUUUUGAAUAACUUCCUAAUUUAUGGUAAGGAUGAAUUAAGAAAGAAUGAGUUUUACUGUAAAAUACUUUUUGAGGUGUAUGAAAAGGCAGCCAAUAGAGAAGAUGCUGAUCUAGAUGAGCUUCAAAUUAUUUUUGAGCUCUCUCAGAAGUUGACACUAUCCCUAGAACAAAAAUUACCAGACCCUAUAAGAGUUAAAUUUCUAAAUGAUGCAAUCAGUGCAAUCAUAAGUGAAAAGGAUUCACUAAAAAAGAGUAUUGUUUUUGGUGUGACUUCAUUUAAUGUCAUAAUUUCGAAUAUGAUUGUGACUCCAGUUAUUGUGUUAAAUGCUUUGGCCUCACAAAAUUGUAUAGAAUUGUUUUUUGAAGUUUGGGUGUCACACUAUAUUCCUAACUAUAUUAGAACAUACGACAUAAAACUAUCUGUUCUGGCACUGAUGAGCAUUCUUUGUUCUGUCUCCGAAGAGGAGAUUUUAAAAUUCAACUUAGGUAACUUACUUUUCCAAGUAUAUCCAUUAGUUCUAAAGAUGAUGGCAAGGUAUCCAGCUGCUCUAAAGUUGCUGGAGGAAAAGAGAAAAGAGUUUUCAUCUUUAGAUUUUAAUGAUAACGAGGCUUGGGAUGACCAUUUCGAUUUCAACGAAGGAGGUGAUGAGGACAAUAACGAAGCAAAUAUUGAAGACGUCAUUGAAAUGCUUCGUGGUGACCACAAUGACUUGAAAUUUGUUGAUGGUCUAGCUGAUGGGGAAGAUUUUGAUGAUUUAGAAGAAGACCCACUUGCUGGCUCAAUCCUAGAUGACAUUAAUAUUUAUGAAUUGGUGAAGAGCUCGACUUCAGGUUUAGAGCAGAGCAAUCCAGCUAAGUUCUCUACAAUCAUGAAUUCACUUUCAGAUGAGGACAAGAGCAUGCAUACACAGAUAAUGAACAUUUAA